AAAGCAAGACUCCAUUAUUUCAAAAAUUAAAAAUUAAAAAAUUAAAAAGAAAUAAAAAAGAAUAAAAUAAAAUAAAAAAAUAGUCAAAAAUCAUUGCAAUUUGAGCAAAUAAAUAAAAACCCAUUAAAAAUUCGUCAAAAUAGAGCUUUUUCUUUAGUGGGGAGAAGAAACAACUCUCUCUCUUCCUGUGUCUCCCAAGAACCCUUAUUUGCGUUUGCGUGGAGCUUUGCAAUCGACAUUGAAAUGGCUAACAGUAAUCUUCCCCGAAGAAUUAUCAAGGAAACUCAGCGUCUGCUCAGUGAGCCUGCACCUGGAAUAAGUGCUUCCCCGUCCGAAGAUAAUAUGAGGUAUUUUAAUGUGAUGAUUCUUGGACCUACGCAAUCUCCUUAUGAAGGAGGAGUAUUCAAGUUGGAAUUGUUUUUGCCUGAGGAAUAUCCAAUGGCUGCACCAAAGGUUCGAUUUCUUACCAAAAUUUAUCAUCCUAACAUUGAUAAGCUUGGAAGAAUAUGUCUUGAUAUUUUGAAGGACAAAUGGAGUCCUGCUCUCCAGAUACGAACUGUACUUUUGAGUAUUCAAGCACUUCUUAGUGCACCAAAUCCUGAUGAUCCGCUUUCCGAGAACAUUGCUAAGCAUUGGAAAUCAAAUGAGGCUGAAGCUGUUGAAACAGCAAAGGAAUGGACCCGUUUGUAUGCUAGUGGUGCUUGACGACUUGAUGGAAACUUUUGCUUCCUUCAAAUAACAUUAAUGCAAUGUAUCUUAAUUGACUGCAAAUUUUAAAAGAAAAUGUGGAGCACUGAUGCUUUAAAAGAUGGAGUUUAAUAUUCUCAAGCUUCAAGUUAUCGUCAAGUGUAUGUUUCCUUUGGAGGAUUAGGAUCCUCUCCAUCUCAUUUGAAAUGGAGAGAAUCAAAUUAAAUUUAGAAUGGAAGUUAUGUCAUAUUAAAUAACUUAAAUGGUAUAAUUUUUUUUUUUUAAA
Molecule: messenger RNA, 973 nt
Organism: Ziziphus jujuba (common jujube)
Lineage: Eukaryota; Viridiplantae; Streptophyta; Magnoliopsida; Rosales; Rhamnaceae
Product: ubiquitin-conjugating enzyme E2 35
Exons: 8
Coding region: 244-705 (153 amino acids)
Biological process (GO): DNA damage tolerance; protein K63-linked ubiquitination
Cellular component (GO): nucleus
Molecular function (GO): ubiquitin conjugating enzyme activity
Source: RefSeq, a predicted model, not a curated record